GUCAAUAUCAAGCCACCCAACAGUGGAGCCUGCGUGCUCCAUCUUCCACCCUGCGGCAGUCACCACCACACCACCAGAGCCCAGCAGGCUCACACGUCCCUCUUUCUGAGCAGCCGUCCUCGUCAACCCCGUCCUCGAUGUUAACUCCAUACUUCUACGACCCCGAGCAGGCGGCUCAUCAGGACGCUGGUGACUAUCAGCAAUAUGUAGAGAACUACAACACCCAGAUACACUAUGCGUACCACCUAGGAAACCAGCAGCCGCAGGGUAUGCUCCAGAUUCCCUACACGGAGCCUCAUGCGCCGCCUCCUCCAGCGCCAGCAUCCAUGACGAACCCUGGCCUUAUGCAACAACCUCUACCGAACCAGUAUCAGUUCGCACAUUAUAUGACUCCUGCACACCAGCCGCAGAGAGACGCAUAUACGCGAGGUUAUGCUCAAACUAGCUUUGUUGACCCUACCCAGCGAAGUCCCCGGGAAUCUCGUCAGGUUCAGCGCACCAGCAGUGCUCACCAACCUGGGUAUAUGCCACCCGCGGCGCCAUCAUUCAUGCAAGGGCAGACAGAGUCUGUACCUGCCGCCUAUCCUCAGCAUUUCGCUCCCGUGCACGACGCCGGAAUGACCAACAUGCACCUGCAUUUUCCGCACCAGCCACUGGCUGUUUCAGAUUUCACGUUCGAGUACGCGGCACCUGCAGUGGAACCAGUAACCGGUACUGGCAGUGCUAAUUACACACCGUCGUCUCAACACUCAGGUCUUCCCUCCCCGGACACUGGGGACGACCGCCCACAACCACAAGCGACUUCGCCAAACACUACGGCACCUAAACGGCAGAGACAGCCUGCACCGAUUGCUCCCCGGCCGGAAUCGCAGCCAAACCUGGCACCGGUUCGGACGAAGCGACCAGGGAAUAAGCGUGCUAGGAGGAACCCUCCCGGUGACGAUGAGAGUGGUAGCGAGGAUGAUGACGAUGUAGCAGGCACUAUUCCUCCCCUCAAGGGUCCUGAUGGGAAUGCCGGUAGACUUCCUGGCGCAUGCACACAUUGCAAAAAACUUAAGAUGAGAUGCUUUUUCCCUGACGGCGACUCCAAGACAUGCGUCCGGUGCAAGACGAGCGGGCAUAUCUGUGUCGUCGAGGGGCGAAAGCCGCGAAACCAGCCCAACAAACGCGAGUAUCUGCUCGCGCAGAUACGUCAGAAGGAUGCGAUCAUCGAGUCGCUGCUGAAGCAGCUGCACAAUCCCUACCUAGCGACACCGUUAAGCAUUGAGUCGUAUCGCAUGGCAACGUCACCAUCAGAUCAGAACAACAAGAACGUACUCGCCUGGCUCGAACGGCUUGAGCAUAGCGUCCGGACUGCCGGGGGUUCUGGAGGCCCGGGCGCUUUCGGGCUGAGCUCGCGUAGCGAACAGGAAAGCACAACAGAGGACGAGCUCGACUCGGAGACCGAGGAGCAGGUUGAGCCUACCGAGCGCGGUAGCACGACCGGCACGGUCAAGGUCGAGGAGGAUGAGAAGAAUCAGAGCCUGCCGAGCUCGGAGGUCCCGCUCGGACUCAUUGCGGAACUCGCACUCAGCAACAAACCGCGCGGCAGCAAGGGCAGAAAGCCUGUCAAGGACGAGGAGGAGACGGACGACGACAAUGUCGGCGUGGCGAACGACACCUAUUUCAUGCCUGGUCCGGCCAAUGAUCUGAACAUCAGGGCCAAGAUUAUUCAGAAGGAUAGUCCUCCCGAGAUUUUGGUGCACGGCUUGGUGACCCCUGAGGACGUGGAUAAUCUGUUCGAAAUCUUCUUCGCCCGUCUGAAUUGCCACGUCUCCGUCCUGGACCCUGUGCUCCAUACACCGGCGACGACCUUUCAACGUUGCCCAUUCCUGUUCACCGUAGUAUGUGCUGUUGCAUCGCGCUACUACAAGGAGAAAUCGGAGAUCUAUCCGAUCGCAAUGCACUUCGCGAAGCACGCAGCCGCCAACGCGCUGAUCACCGGCUGGAAGUCCGUCGAGCUUGCGCAGGCAUACAUCAUCCUCAGCGUCUACAGUGUGCCAGCGCGCCGGUGGGAGGAAGACCGGGGUUGGUUGUACACUGGUCUUGCUAUCAGGAUUGCGACAGAUUUGAACCUGCAUGUUCUUCCUUCGUCAACGCCGACUACGGAAAUGCAAGAGCGCGAGGUCAUCAACCGCGUUCGGGUCUGGAUGAACUGCUACAAUCUCGACCGCUCGACCGCGACACAGUUCGGGAAGCAUUCGACGAUCAAGGAGGACUUCAUCGUGCGCCGUUCGGACGACUGGUACAAGAUGUCACCGUACAAUCACCCGCAGUACGAUAUCGGCCUAUGCGCUUACACUUCCAUGUUGCGCAUCGUGGCGCAGUUCCACGAAAAAGUGUUCAGCGACCCUGACUCUCCUACGGGGCUGAAUGAAGGGCUGGACUUCGUCGCGAUCACCACGAAAUAUGACGAUGACCUCACACGAUACUUCGAUGACUGGACUCGGCGAUUUGCUACCGAAUCUGAUAUGACUGAUCCUGCUUGCGCCUUUCGUGCCAGCCUCUUGCCAUUCUUCACCAACUACUCUCGGUUGGUGAUGUGGUCCUUCGGCUGCCAGCAGGCCUUCCGGCGUAAUAUGCAACCUAGUGAUCAAUUGUUUGUGGACAAGUGCUUCGAAGCCGCGAAAGCUGUCAUCAAAUCCAUGGUUGAGGGCGUUGCACCCUCCGGAUUCAUGCGCUUUGCCCCUGACAGUCAUUUCGUCUUCGGGACCUUCGCGUCGGCAUUCCUGCUCAAGCUUCUCAAGCCCGAGCUCAUGAACUUAAAUUUGAUCACGAAACAGCAGGAAGAUGAGAUCUUCACACUGAUUCAUCGCCUCAUUCAGACCCUUCAAUCUCCGGAGAUUGCUAUAGAUGAGAGGCAUACGCCGCGGCUGCAUGCCCGGUUUCUCACCGGGCUUCUAUCCGGGUACAAGCGCGAUGUUGCGACGACGGGCCGCUUACAUACCCAGCCACCACCGCCACCACAAGAACGUCAGUUCCACACCGAUCCCGCUAACGUGCAACAACCGAUGCAAGGCGGAUCGUCUCAGCAGGUGUUCUCAGUUGCUCCUCAAGGACCAACAGAUAGUCAUGGCAUGGGUCACUCCCGUUCGCCACCGGACAGUAUCCUCAACGAGCCCGUGUAUGAGCCCGAGGUUGCAUAUACCGCGGAUGCAGGUCAGAUCCUGGACUUCGAUACGAGCAUGGGCACGGAAGACGACAUGCUCGGCGCACUGAGAAUUUUGAAGUCGCCCGCCUACUGGUCGGAUAUGAUGACCGCUGGUUUCCAGAAUCAGUGGGGCCCGUCUCAGUCGGGCGACAAUUCAUACCAACAGGGCAUACCAGGCAUUCAUCAUAGCUUCAACACUUAUCAAGCCGCUGGCGUGGCAUGAGUCGCACCUUUACCUGAGCUACGUUCAGUCGUCGUCUUGGAGGCACCACCAUCUGGAUAACACUCUUUAUUUCUUGUCCUACUGCCUCUGGAGGCUAUUAAACUGUAUGUCAUCAUCCUUGCCUGAUCCUCUUCGCCAUUGUCGCAACCACUACACGUCAUUACAUUAGAGUUAUACUCCUGUAUCUUUCCUAACAAGAUAUUUACCGGUUGUACCACCC
Phanerochaete carnosa HHB-10118-sp is the source of this 3633-nucleotide messenger RNA. RefSeq lists its product as uncharacterized. The transcript has 18 exons. Bases 138 to 3413 code for a protein of 1091 amino acids. NCBI's taxonomy places the organism in Eukaryota, Fungi, Basidiomycota, Agaricomycetes, Polyporales, Phanerochaetaceae. The record is from RefSeq and is a predicted model, not a curated record. Gene Ontology annotation, cellular component: nucleus. Gene Ontology annotation, molecular function: transcription cis-regulatory region binding; zinc ion binding; DNA-binding transcription factor activity, RNA polymerase II-specific. Gene Ontology annotation, biological process: regulation of DNA-templated transcription; DNA-templated transcription.